Molecule: messenger RNA, 432 nt
Organism: Centruroides sculpturatus (bark scorpion)
Lineage: Eukaryota; Metazoa; Arthropoda; Arachnida; Scorpiones; Buthidae
Product: lysozyme C-like
Exons: 5
Coding region: 1-432 (143 amino acids)
Molecular function (GO): lysozyme activity
Source: RefSeq, a predicted model, not a curated record
AUGUCAAACAUGUACAUUAUCUUGUUGAUAUCGAUAUUAACAUUUGUAGAAAGUAAGAUUUACGAUUCGUGUGAAUUGGCUAAGGAACUGGUACAUAAACAUGAUUUCUCUAAACAAGAUGUUGCUAACUGGAUAUGUUUAGUCAAACAUGAAAGUGAGUUUAACACAACAGCGAAAGGCGGUCCUAACGGUUACGAUAACAGUUAUGAUCAUGGACUUUUUCAAAUUAAUGAUCAUUAUUGGUGUGCUCCGCCUGAGGAAAUUAACGAAUGCAAUAUGAGAUGCGAUGAUUUAAGAAACGAUGAUAUAACAGAUGAUGUAAAAUGCGUCAGAAAGAUCUUCGAUAUACAUGGUUUCUCUGCUUGGACUGCUUGGAAAAAUCAUUGUAAUGGAAAAGAUUUAAGUAGUUAUAUGAAAGACUGUCAGAUCUAA